Trypanosoma grayi is the source of this 1986-nucleotide messenger RNA. Its product is annotated as glycosylphosphatidylinositol (GPI) anchor. The record is from RefSeq and is a predicted model, not a curated record. Lineage: Eukaryota; Euglenozoa; Kinetoplastea; Trypanosomatida; Trypanosomatidae. Bases 1 to 1986 code for a protein of 661 amino acids. The transcript has a single exon.
AUGUCACUCCGCUUGUCGGCGCUCUGCUGGGCUAUCCUUGCGAUUUGCAUUGCCACCGUCGCUGUUCACGCGUACCAACCCACUGUUCCGCGGACAGAGAAGAAGUACCUUAUUCACGUGCAUCCGCUUUCAGAGGGCUUCGACGACGCAGGUGAGGAACCAACGCUUGUUUCCGUGACAGAAACAACAUCACUCUGGCUGCCACGUGGAUCGGCUGACGACAACGAUGAGCACCUGAAUUUUAAUGAGGAUAUGGAUCCCUUUUGGGUGCACGUACUGCGGCGGCGGCGCUUUGAUUCGCUGGAGUGGUCUGGCUGUGGAGGUUCGUGGCGCUCUGAAUGGAGUGCGGCAUUGUACGACACCAGCUCCCCCAUCAGUGAGAGCACGACCGAACUCAUUUACGACCUCUCGCACCACACGGUGUGUUACUUCUCGGGUCUCUCUGCCUGUGGAUGGGGCAAGACAGAAACGUUGGACAGCGACGAUGAGAACAGCAACAGAUCCGCGGACCCUAAUGCUGAGGCUCGAAGGCACCACCAAUGGUUGGCACAGUUUGUCUCCUCGCUCCUCUCCUCGCCACUCAGCUGGUCGAAAGAAACACCGCGGCAUAUCCGCCCUGUCGGUGCUCUUCACUCGGUCUCGGGUGAUGGAAGCGUUGCAGCAGGCAAGGGGAACUACCACUGGUGUUCGUAUCACCUUGCCCAGCACGAUACAGUGUGCACACAGCAUGUUAGCGCACUGCUUAACGGUGGACGCAGCGGAAAGGGCAUUGAGGAACGUAUCCCAGAUGGCAUAUUCCGGGCGGGCCUGCUCACAAUGGAGGAAUUCUUUUCCUCAGGUUUCCAUCACUUCCACUUUGGUGCGUCGCAGUCGCCUGUCGUGGCACAAGACGCGGCAGAGGAGACAGAGAUCAAGCUCCUCGUCCGCAUGGCAUUUGUUGCGCGCAAAGGUGUUUUUGGCAAACUCGCAGCCCAUUGGAAGGAAUAUUUCCCCUCAUAUGCCGGUCGUCUGACGUUCGUUGUUGGACCGCGUACGAAUGCACAACUCCGUGAUGCCUUGCAAUUUACGAUGGGCACUCCACAAGUUGAAGCGGCGCCACGGAGCGAAGAAAAUUUGACCAGUCUUCAUUCGGCAUGGACAGGAGAGCUCGCACCGACCGCGCAGUACUACAUCACCACAGUGGGACAUGACCGUGGGAAUUACAGACUGGUCGUGUUCCCGCCGACGACCACGGCGCAUCAGGCAAGCGAUGCCCUGUACGGGCUGAGACCAGGGGAUACGCUUGAGUCGCUUCUCAUGUUUCCCCUGCACGUCCUCCGGCCUUCCCUUCAUGCGAUGCAGUCCAACCCACCAGGAUCAUCUACAUUGGAAAACGCGUUUUUUGACGACAGCGCGAAUGUGCUUGUGGUGCUUGUGAAAACUGUGCUCACUGAGGCUCAUAUUCGUGAGGCGCGUAUGAAUGAAGAAGGCUCUAUGACUAGUGGCUUUGUUGUUUGUGAGUUUCCCUUUAAGUUUGGCUGGGCUGCUCUCAAAGACAUGCCGCAUGACGCCAACAGUAACCGUAUUUUGCCGCAGCCUGUUAUUCGCCUUGGGAAAAGUUUGGAGGAUAUAACGGAAGCUGCUGGAGCUGCCACGACUGUCACUGCCUCGGUGGGCACUGAGCGUUGUGCUGCUCCAAAGUGUGCGGCUCUUAGCAUGAUGCGAAUUGAUCAUCAAGAAUCAUUAGAACGUUUCUUGGAGAGUCUGCUGCGCAACAAGCCGCGGAACGAGAGCACGAUGUCUUGCAUGUGCUACUUUUGGCUCCGAUGCAACAAUGUUGCUGGCACCACUAUCCCUGUUCCCGAUCCCGCGAUGGUGUUCAACGUCAUAUCACUAGGACUGAUCUUCUCCGGGGUGCUAUCGGGUGGCGUGACUCGCAUCACACGACGUUUUUUUGAGAAGCCAAAGGAUGAGGAGGUGGACAAGGCUGACAAGACGUCUUCAUAA